This is a messenger RNA of Astyanax mexicanus (Mexican tetra), 9536 nucleotides long. RefSeq names its product phospholipid phosphatase related 2a (gene plppr2a). Bases 989 to 1921 code for a protein of 310 amino acids. Gene Ontology annotation, biological process: phospholipid metabolic process; signal transduction; phospholipid dephosphorylation. The record is from RefSeq and is a predicted model, not a curated record. The transcript is spliced from 6 exons. NCBI's taxonomy places the organism in Eukaryota, Metazoa, Chordata, Actinopteri, Characiformes, Acestrorhamphidae. Gene Ontology annotation, molecular function: phosphatidate phosphatase activity.
GCUAAGAAAAUGUGUUCCUUCUCUGUAGGAGCUUUUCCAUCUCUCUCUCUCUCUCUCUCUCUCUCUCUCUCUCUCUCUCGCUUGCUCUCUCCAUCUCUCUCUCUCUGAUACUAGAAACUGUGUUUCUUCUCUGUAGGAGCUUUUCUGUCUUUCUCACUCUCACACUUAUCUCUCUCUUUCUCUAUGUAUCUGUUUCUUUCUUCUUUUCUAUAGCUCAUUCUCCUCCUUCCUUCCUUUUUCUAUCUCUCUGUGCUUUUCUCUCUCUCUCUCCGAUACAAGAAAACGUGUUCCUUCUCUGUAGGAGCUUUUCUGUCUUUCUUACUCUCAUCCUCACUGUUAUCUCUCUCUCUUUCUCUAUGCAUCUAUCUUUCUCUUCCUUUCUUUAGCUCAUUCUCCUCCUUCCUUCCUUAUUCUCUCUUUCUGUACUCUUCCCUCUCUCUCUAGGACCAUCUCUCUCUCUCUUCCCCAUCUCUCUCCGAUGCUAGAAAACAUGUUCCUUCUCUGUAGGAGCUUUUCUCUCUCUUUCCUUCACUCUCUCUCUUUCCAUAUUCCUCUCUCUCUCUCUUUCUCUCUGCAUCUCUCUCUAUCUCUCUGAUACUAGAAAACGUGUUCCCUCUCUGUAGGCGCUUCUCUCUCUUUCCUUCGCUCUCUCUCUUUCCAUACUCCUCUCUCUCUCUCCGAUGUUAGAAAACAUGUUCCUUCUCUGUAGGAGCUUUUCUCUCUCUUUGCUUCACUCUCUCUCUCUUUCCAUACUCCUCUCUCUCUCUCUCUUUCUCUCUCCAUCUCUCUCUCUCUAUCUCUCUGAUACUAGAAAACGUGUUCCUUCUCUGUAGGAGCUUCUCUCUCUCUCUCUCUCUCUCUCUCUCUCUCUCUCUCUCUCUCUCUCUCUCGAUGCCGGUGUUGGUGUGUGUGGUAGUAAAGCUGUGGAGUGUUUCUCCUCCUCCUCCUUUUUCUUCUUCUUCUUCUUCUGGAUUGUAAAGGCAGGAUCAUGUUCUAUUUCCAGCUGGUGAUCAUGGCGGGCACCGUGCUGUUGGCGUAUUACUUCGAGUACACCGACACCUUCCCCGUGCACGUCCAGGGCUUCUUCUGCUACGACAAGUCCUUCUCCAAGCCCUACCCGGGUCCCGACGAGACCAGCAAAGUGCCGCCGGUGCUGGUCUACUCGCUGGUCACCGCCGUGCCCACCAUCACGAUUCUAGCCGGUGAGUUGAUGGCAUUCUUCAUGAAGUCUGAAGGAACUCAAGAGAAGACCAUCGUCACAGCAGACUGCUGCUACUUCAACCCGCUGCUGCGACGCAUCAUACGCUUUCUAGGCGUCUACUCCUUUGGUCUCUUCACCACUACUAUCUUUGCCAACGCCGGUCAGGUGGUCACAGGAAACCAGACGCCUCACUUCCUGUCAGCUUGCCGGCCGAACUACACAGCGCUGGGCUGCCAGUCGAAUCUCCAGUACAUCACUGAACGUCGUGCCUGCACCGGGAACCCUCUCAUCGUGGCAUCUGCCCGCAAAUCCUUCCCUUCCAAGGAUGCAGCACUGAGCGUCUACUCUGCAGUUUAUACUGUGAUGUACGUGACGUUGGUGUUCAGGACGAAAGGUACCCGCCUGACGAAACCGACCCUCAGCCUCACCCUGCUGUGCCUGGCCAUGCUGGUGGGGGUGGUACGGGUGGCGGAGUACCGCAACCACUGGGCAGAUGUUCUUGCUGGAUACUUUACCGGAGGAGCCAUCGCUGUUUUUCUGGUGACCUGUGUGAUCAACAACUUUCAGCAGACAAAGCCCCCUCCUCUUCCCCUGCGACCCCAGCGCCCAGAGUCCGUGCUGGGCAUGCCCAUGGUGGCGCUGCCCUGUGUGGAGAGUCCACUCGAAAAGUUAAGUGGCCCUCAGACUCCAAGGGGAUCUCCAUUCACUGAGAUCACAUGACCAUCAGCACUAUCGGUUCCCCGCCACCCCCGAUGUCCUCAUACCGUCUCGCUCCAUUUCCAGCGAAGUCUAGACCAGCCGUCCGAGCCGCACGCUCACCAGUGCUCCGCCCACACCGCCGGACGCUACGCCACCCUCCACCGCUCCUACUCCACGCAGGUCUAGACCCGCCCGCUCCGCCUCCACCCUCCACCCCAUCAGGCCCUCUGUUCCAUGCUGCCCUCAGGGCUGCCAUGCGCUGCUCCAACAAACCAGAAGCGACAAUCCGCGGAAAGCUCGGUUACGGAGCUUCGCCCGAGCUUUUGGUCCAGGAUGUUUGUGCCAGCAAAAGCUCAAGGUGAUGGAACGUUUGUCUGAGGCAGACAUUAUGUCUUGGUUAGUUUGUCUGAGCAGUGCAUUGAAGCCUUUACAUUUAGCUUAAAAAACCUGUCCUGUCCAGUCCAAACCAUCCAGACCUAUUCCCAGGGGAACCGAUGGAGUCCUGCUCAUGUGCGGGACUUCUGAGAAAAUCAAAAAAGAAACGAACAAACCAAAAAAAGACUAAAAUAAUAGCACAGUGUCUGGUAGGCCUCUUUUAUUUAUUGAUUUAUUGAUUUAUUUAUUAUUUUUGUAUUUUUUUUUUUUUACAUUUUUGUGUGUUUUUUUUAACAGGCAUGUCUUUUUUUAAUUAUAUUGUUACAUACAGGGGUUGCACAAUGAAACUGAAACACCUGUCAUUUUAGUGUGGGAGGUUUCAUGGCUAAAUUGGAGCAGCCUGGUGGCCAAUCUUCAUUAAUUGCACAUUAUUGCACCAGUAAGAGCAGAGUGUGAAGGUUCAAUUAGCAAUGCACACUAUAACAUUAUGGGUGACAUACCAGAGUUAAAAAGAGGACAAAUUGUUGGUGCACGUCUUGCUGGCGCAUCUGUGACCAAGACAGCAAGUCUUUGUGAUGUAUCAAGAGCCACGGUAUCCAGGGUAAUGUCAGCAUACCACCAAGAAGGACCAAUCACAUCCAACAGGAUUAACUGUGGACGCUGUAAGAGGAAGCUGUCUGAAAGGGAUGUUCGGGUACUAACCCGGAUUGUAUCCAAAAAACAUAAAACCACGGCUGAUCAAAUCACGGCAGAAUUCAAUGUGCACCUCAACUCUCCUGUUUCCACCAGAACUGUCCGUCACCACAAUAAAUUAUUGUGGUCUAAAACCAGGUGUUUCAGUUUCAUUGUCCAACCCCUAUAAGUUUCAUUGUACAUACUGUGUACAUUAUAAUAUUGUUUGGAUUUCAACAACCAUGCCAGCAUAUCCAGCAGCAAACUGGGAAAGAGGAGAGAAAUUCCCAAUUCCCAAAAUGCCCAGCACCUGCCCAGCGGGGAACCCACCUGGAGAAAUGCCAUGAAUAUUCUCCAAUGCUUUUGAUCUUCUGUAUCUACUACACCUUUUUGAGGAAUUACAGCAACUACAGCUCUGGAAAUAUAUGGAUAUACUAUACUGUAUGAUGAUUUUGAUGCUAGUUUGUGCUGCUAGCUUCCUAAUCAGUGCCCAAUCAUUUCUUCUCAAUCAACAUAAAACAGGCAGCUCAAAGGGCACCUAUGACUCUCAUUGUGUACACACUCAUUAAGAACCAACCUCACGGAAGAGCACAUGGAGCUCAUGGAGGCAUUUUGGGCCCAGUUUUUCCUUUUUCUCCAAUGGAUUUCUCCAGCAGCCUCCAGAACUCCAGGUAUAUUUAUCCUGUUAGCAGCAACCCAGCAUUCUGAUGCAUAAAACAGCAUUUCCGUCAACCUCGUUCCCAUAAUAAAUAAAUCUCUCUCAGACACAACACCUACUGCCAGCUUACAGAGAUCAGAGCAAACUCCCCUUUGUUCCUCAGGAUAACAGAACAAAUCUGAUCUGAGAGCAACACCGAGAGCCUCUGUCACUUUUACUCAGUCGGUUCUGUCAGUGUUUGAGGUUGAAAACGCUGUGAGUCAUGCAUUAUACCCUCACUGACAAAGAAAAUAUAAAAAAUAACACACCAUUUAUAAAUGAUAUGUACAGCUCUGGAAAAAAAAUAAUAAGAGAGCACUUAAAAUGAUGAGUUUCUUUGAUUUUACCUAAUUGGAAACCACUGGAAUAUAAUCAAGAGGAAGAUGGAUGAUCACAAGCCAUCAAACCAAACUGAACUGCCUAAAUUUUUGAACCAGGAGUAAAGCAGCAUAAAGUUAUCCAAAAGCAGUGUGUAAGACUGGUGGAGGAGAACAUGUCAAGAUGCAUGAAAUCUGUGAUUAAAAAACAGGAUUAUUCCACCAAAUAUUGAUUUCUGAACUCUUAAAACUCAUAUUUUUGCAAAUAAAUGCUCUAUGACAUUAUUUUGAAUUUGGGAGAAAUGUUGUCUGUAGUUUAUAUAAUAAAAUAACAAUGUUCAUUUUACUCAAACAUAAACCUAUAAAUAGCAAAAUCAGAGAAACUGAUGGUCUCUCAACUUUUUUCCAGAGCUGUAUAUUAUAUACAGUGGUGUGAAAAAGUUUUUGCCCCUUUAUUUUGUUUUGUUUUUUUGUCAUACUUACAAUUUUCAGAUUAGCAAACAAACUUUAAUAUCAGACAAAUGUAAUAAAAUAAAUUAUUAAUGAAAAAAAGGAAAAAAAAAAAAAAGUGUUUGCCCCUCCAUAAAUUGUUUUUGAUUGAUUAAUCACACUUCUUAAAAAAAAGCUAAGUUCAAUUUGACUACCAACCACAACUAGGCCUGAUUACUACCAGAAAAAGAUCAUCAUACUGAAUGUAAAACAUGGUGCUGAUAGUGUUUGCCAGGAACCCAAACAAUGUGAGCUGUAGUUAAUGUCAUUUAUGACACAGCGGGUAGUCUGGAGAGCCAGACUGGAAACAUAAGGAACAGGGCAUCUUAAUACAUGUAAAAAAGAUAGAGAAACCAGAAAGGCAGAGUAAAAGUUAUGUAAAACAGAGAGUAUAUAACAUUUUCAAAGCGUGGCUAAUGACUGAGUAAAACAGCCUAAGCCAGAAGGUAACAUGAAUGGCUUAAAAAAACAAAAUUAAGGUUUUGGAGUGGCCUAGUCAAAGGCAUCACACCAGCAGUUGGGGCAAUUUGUUGCUUCAUAGCAAAGGCAUUAUUGAAGCCGUCUCAAAAAAUAUCUCCAUACUCCAUACUAAAGGCCAAUUUAUGCUUCUGCGACAAACCUACGAUAAUCUCUCACCAAGAGGUACACUACCCAGACGCAGCCACUGAGUUCCUUUUUUAUGGGUCGGUGAGAAAAGUAUUUAAUUUUUUGGUGCCCUCUUGUGGUAAGACCCAGUAUACAAUCAGAACACUCCUGUAAUUAUUAUUAUAUAAUUUUUAUUUUUUUGUCAAUUAUAUAUAACAAAUGCUGGGAACACUGGGAACACUUUUAUUCUACAUUUACUUUUUUUUAUUAUUCACAUAAUCCACUGGUGACAAAACUGGAACUCCAAAAUAAACUAAGCUUAUGAUGGGGACGUUUUACUCUGAUGAUCUGUUAAAAAAAAAGAUAUGAAUUUCUUGGUCUGUGUGUAAUAAUAUUAAUUGAUAAUAUUAAUAUUAUUUAAUACCUGUUCUCUGAACAACAGCACUAGUCUUCACCUAGUGUGACAGUUUUGCUGCUUUUGAUUUGCACAAUGCUUCAUCCACACCUGUGUUAUCUUUCCAACCUUUCCUUUCUAGCCCCGCCCCUUUUCCCCCCAGCAACAACAUUUAUUUUGUGCUCCUCUGUGAUGUGGAAAAUUGGAAAGUUACCCCCUCUCUGCUGGAUCGACAGUAUUGCCAUACUGCAUAUCGUUGCUGUCCAAUGAAAAACACUUAUCUCCAAAACAGCAACUUUACAGGAGAGAGAAAAAACCUUGUAAACUUUCAAUGAAAGUCAAUGUAAAAAGAGUUUUGUUUCAGGUCAUUUUGAAGCAUUUCUAUUGGUCCGUUCAUCAAUAAAUUUUGGCACAGUGUAAGGGACAGUUUGUCUGUUCAAAUUAUGUAGUAAACCAAAAAUCUACAAAAAUGGAGAUGAGUGUUUUUCAUUGGACAGCGACGAUAUACAUACAGGUGCAAUCUUAAAAAAUUGGAAUAUCAUUGGAAAUUUGCUUUAGUUUUUAGUAAUUGAGGUCAAAAAGUGAAUUUCAUAUAUUAUAUAGAUGUAUUAAACACACAGAGUGAUCUAUUUUAAGCGUUUAAUUCUUUAUAAUUGUUGAUGAUUAUGGCUUACAGCCAAUGAAAAACCGAAAAUCAGUUUCUCAGAAAAUUUGAAUAUUAUAACAAAACCAAGACUAAUUGGUACUUUUGGCAGUGUGGGCAGUGUGCCAAAUCCUGCUGGAAAAUGAAAUCCGCAUCUCCAGAAAAAAAAUUUCAGCAGAGGGAAGCAUGAAGUACUUCCGAUUCCAAAAGUACCAAUUUGUCUUAUAUAAUAUUCUUAUUCAUAUUUUCUGAGAAAAUGAUUUUUUGGGUUUAUAAUUGGCUGUAAGCCAUAAUCAUAAACUAUAAAAGAAAUAAACUAUUAAAAUAGAUCACUCUGUGUUUAAUUCUUCUAUAUAAUAUAUGAGAUUCACAUUUUUUCGCUGAAUUACUCAAAUAAAGAUAACAUUUUUUUAAUGAAAUAAUGAUCUAAUUUUUUUAAAAUUCCACCUGUACAGUAUAUACAUUCAUACACACACAAACACACACAGAUAUUACAGUAUACACACCACUGACGCUCCUCGACCCUUUAUUCUGUGAUACUUUAACCCCUUUCUCCUCUUUCUUACAUGAACCAUGUUUGUACAGUUUUGUAAAUAUAAAUCUUUUUGUAAAAAAAAAAGAAAAAAAAGCUGAAGAAGAUGAAGAAAUGGAAAAGAAAAAAAAAUGAAAAAAUGUGUUUUUCACUGGCACCCAUGUGCACCCACUGUUGUUACCAUAGUGACCCACUACUCUUACGGUAUUCUUCUUACACUGGAUCUGAUAAGUAAAUUUGGAUGAGGACCAGUUACUGGUUUAGAGUUUUGGACUUUGGAUUUUGAAGCCAUAUCCAUCUGAUACACAUUGGACUCACAGUACUGUUCUCAAGUACUCAUACUCUAUAUGUUACAUUAAGUUACCUUAAUGCCUUUACCUGACAUAUAGAGAUCACCUGAUAUUUGAUUUAUCUAUGAAAGUUUUCAGUCAAUCAAUUAAUCAGUCAGUCAGGAUAUAAACUCUUUAUUAAAUCUUCACAACGGAGAACGUCAAGGCUGCUGAACUGUUUAACCUCCUGAGACCCGGAUUUUUGAUUGGGGUGAAUUUAGGAUUAAUUGGACCCAUAGACUGUGUAUAGCUGGACAGAGCAUCGUCUCUCAAAAGUGAAGCCACCACAGGUCGGGCGCCCCCUGCUGUUCGGUUUCAGAAAGCUGUUUAGUAACCCCACCCAUCCCCAUAGGUUUCAACGGCAAAACAGACAAUUUUCACGUUUUUUUCCCAAUAUACUGUAAUUCUACCUCCUUUAUUUAAAUGCAGCAGCUAGCGUAACCUCUGCUUAUAUUGUUAAAUUUUAUAUCCCCACAGAAUUCAUUUUUUAAAACGUUAUUCAGCUCUAUUUAAAAAAGGUGUGGUUAUUGUAAAAGGGCUGCUUAUGGGCGGGACUAAUAACAGACCGUCAGCUCAGCUCCGCUCUGCAGCCUGUGACCUCGAGGCAGCCCUCAGGGGCGGGGUUAUUUAAAUGAGUAGGCUGUCUCUCCACAGUCUUUCUAGCUCCUCUGGUCUCUACUGCGCUCUACAGACUCGGGCAUCAGGAUCGACAACAUGGCGGAAGAUUUUGGCUUCUUUUUCAUUGAAUGAAUGGGAACGGAGACACGACGUCCAUCUUUUUUUACAGUCUCUGUUUGGACCUGACAAGAAUUAAUACAAAACUUUGUCUAUGUCCAGGAAGUCCCCAUUCAAAAGUUUUAAUUCUUUAUACAGUAAUAAAUAAAGUAGUUUCAAACAUAAAACUCUAUUAGAAUUCUUACCUGGCCCAUGUUUCUGUCUGAACUGGCUGUAGAAACUCUUGACUGGGAUUCCCGCCAUCUUGUUUUUUUAAUUAAUUGAAUGUAAUGUUGUAAUGUGAGCUAUAGAUGGUACAGACAGUGUCUUCAUAUGAGGCCAAAAAGUCUAAAUUUUAAAAAUGAUGAUGCAUUGUAGUGCAGAGAAGCAGAAAUGUAAUGUUCCCACAUAAAAACACAGGGUAUCAAGAGGUUAAGCCUUCAAAGACUUAGAUGAGACACUCUUCAAGAAUGUUUAACUUUCUUUUUUGUAAAACUAAGGUAAUGAACUAUGAGGUUUUCGUUUAUUGUGUAACUUAAAGACGAAACUCAGAGGUGUGCGUCCGGAACGUAGUGAAAUUACCGUAGCAAAAAACAGUAGAUAAUUCAGCCUGUAAUUUUCUCAGAGGACGUCUGAGAAAAAAAACGUACAUGGUUGUUCCGGACGGGAAUAAAAUCACAGAGGAUAAAAUCCCCCAUAAAAGAGAAAAUUACCCCAGGUCCCCCUGAGAAACUAAUCCUGUCCGAAUAGGGCUUAAGCCACAUUUAAGUACACUCACCCUAUUAAAUAAAGUCAAAAUUGACUUUGACACACAUGCAAAUUACAUAACCUGUACAACUGUAAUAAAUCUGUAACACAUGGAUUGUUUAUGUGUAACAACAUGGUUACUUAAGGCACUUAUUAUAAUGUGGGACCAUAGUUUAUUUAUUGUAUAUUAUAUUAUAUUAUAUUAUAUUAUAUAUAUUUAUUCAUUAUUAAUUCCCCUUCAGCCCAUGUGAGCAUGAGGAUGGGUUGCAUACUAUUUACAAAUAUACCUGUAAACAAUACAAUUACAAUAUACAAUUACAAUAUACAAUUACAAUUUAAAGUAUACAGCAUUUAAACACUAGACUGAUUAAAACAGCGAAAUAUACUGAUUAAUAUACUGAUUCAAUCAGAAUAAGCAGUUGUUUCUUUCCUGUUGAAAUAAAAAACAGCCGUUUUAUUUUGGUUGACCAGCUUUAGCUUUCAUAUGAGAUUAAUGGAUUUUGGUGGUCUUUACUUAACCAGCAGAACCACAACAGUUGACUAAUCCAACAGUUUGAUCAGCUUGAUCAAACCAAUCAACUAGUAUAACCAGCUUUUGGAAAAGCCUGGUGAAGCUGAUCAUGCUGAUAGACCAUCCAUUUAAUCUAUUUAGGAAUUGGUGAGCAUUAAGCAAAUUAUCAUCCACCUUAUUCUUAGAUGUGUAGCAACGGGUCUUUUUAAAGGUUUUUCCACAGUUCAGUUCAGCUGCCUUGACUCACUUCAAGAUCACAGGUGAUACGAUUGAAACAUCUGGACAGAUGCAUAACCUCCAGACCUCCAGUCUAAAGUCUGAUGAUGUUGAGAGAAUGGGUUGAGAAUGAGUUUCUUUACCGUGUUUAAAGAUUAAUAGAGAAGCAAUGAUCCAUCCAUUGGAAUAUGUGGCAAGAAGAACAUUAAUUUUUUGGACACUAAAUGCACAGGUUUACAUUGUUCUCCAAGAUCUCCUCUUUAUGGAACAGUUAGUCCAGAAUCUGGAGGUCAGGUGUGGUGGUGAGGGUCAGCUGAGGGGAUUGAAGGUGUCACAUUUUCUUCCAUGUUGUUACGAUGUAUGCAAUGUUUUGUAAAGGUCUGUCUGAUGAGAACAAUAAAUGGAUAUUGCAAUA